Messenger RNA from Vigna unguiculata (cowpea), 2777 nucleotides. RefSeq names its product Early-responsive to dehydration stress protein (ERD4) (gene ERD4). Gene Ontology annotation, molecular function: calcium-activated cation channel activity. Gene Ontology annotation, cellular component: plasma membrane. NCBI's taxonomy places the organism in Eukaryota, Viridiplantae, Streptophyta, Magnoliopsida, Fabales, Fabaceae. The record is from RefSeq and is a predicted model, not a curated record.
AAAUAAAACUUCGAUUCAUUACAUUAAUUGAACACAAGCAAUCCAAAACGUAAGGUGCCCCACAACACAACUACCACCUUUGCUCAAAAUAUCUCCUUCUUUAUUAUAUUCAUUUUCCCUUCAUCUUCUUCCUUUAUGUCAUUGCCGUUUGCUAUUGUUGCUACAUAAAACAACACCCUUUUAUUGUCAUGCUUUGUAACCGUUUGCAACGGUUGGUUUGAAUGAAGGGAGUGGUAACGGCUACGGCGCAUUCAUUGAUGUUGAUCAAGUGAGGGACUUUGUGUUGUGUUGUGUUGUGUUGUAUUGUGAGAGAAGUGAGAGGCCCAGAUGGAUUUUACUUCGUUUUUGACGUCCCUGGGGACUUCGUUUCUGAUAUUUCUGGUUUUGAUGAUCGUGUUUGCGUUUCUAUCGAGUAAGCCUGGGAACAAUGUGGUGUACUUCCCCAACAGGAUCCUCAAGGGGUUGGAGCCAUCGGAAGGAGGGCCCAAGAGCCGCAACCCUUUCUCCUGGAUCAAGGAGGCCAUGUCUUCUUCAGAACGUGAUAUUGUUACCAUGUCUGGGGUUGACACUGCCGUCUACUUCGUCUUUCUCACCACUGUGUUGAGCAUCCUGGUUUUAUCUGGAGUUAUUCUGCUACCGGUUCUUCUGCCGCUUUCUGCUACUGACAAUGCUGUGAAGACACAAGGUGCAAAGUCACAAACAACUAGCAAAGGAACAUUCAAUGAACUUGACAAGUUAUCAAUGGCUAACAUCACGGCAAAGAGUUCAAGGCUGUGGGGAUUUUUAAUUGCCUGUUACUGGGUUUCAAUUGUUACAUUUGUUCUCCUGUGGAGAGCUUACAAACAUGUUUCAUGGCUGCGAGCCGAAGCUCUUAAGUCCCCUGAUGUGAGGCCUCAACAGUUUGCUAUAGUUGUGAGAGACAUACCUAAUGCUACUCAAGGUCAGACUAAGAAGGAACAGGUUGAUGCUUAUUUUAAAGCCAUCUAUCCAGAGGCAUUUUACAGAUCUAUGAUCGUAACAGACAACAAAGUGGUGAACAAGACUUGGGAGAGCUUAGAAGGGUUUAAGAAGAAGCUUGCCCGUGCCGAAGCAGUAUAUGAAAGGUCUAAAACAACUGCCAAACCAGAAGGAACAAGACCUACUAACAAGACAGGCUUCCUUGGACUUGUUGGUAAAAAGGUCGAUAGCAUAGAUUAUUACAAUGAUAAGAUUAAUGAACUUGUUACCAAAUUGGAAUCUGAUCAAAAGGUUACCCUUAGAGAGAAGCAGCAAGAUGCUGCUCUGGUGUUUUUCUCAAAUAGGGUGGUUGCAGCGUCUGCAGCUCAGAGUUUGCAUGCACAAAUGGUUGACACUUGGUCAGUCUUUGAUGCUCCUGAACCCAAUCAACUAAUAUGGCCUAAUUUGAAAAUCAAGUAUUUUCAGAGAGAGCUGAGGCAGUACUUGGUGUAUGUCAUUGUGGCACUGACUAUAUUCUUCUACAUGAUUCCGAUUACAUUUAUAUCUGCAUUUACUACUUUGGAUAAUUUGGUGAAGUAUCUUCCAUUUUUAAAGCCAGUUGUUCGUAUAAAGGCUUUGAGAACAGUGUUGGAAGCUUACCUCCCUCAACUUGCGCUGAUUAUUUUCUUGGCAUUGUUGCCCAAGUUGCUUCUGUUCUUGUCUAAAUUUGAAGGCAUUCCAACCGAAAGUCAUGCAGUUAGAGCUGCAUCUGGAAAAUACUAUUAUUUCAUCGUGCUGAACGUUUUCAUUGGAGUUACUAUAGGUGGAACCUUGUUCAAAGCAUUCCACAGAAUUCAGGAGAACCCCAACAUAAAUGAAAUUGCGUCCUUGCUAGCUGAAAGCCUCCCCGGCAAUGCUACUUUUUUCUUGACCUAUGUUGCCCUUAAAUUUUUCGUUGGCUAUGGCCUUGAACUGUCCCGAAUAGUUCCUCUCAUUAUAUACCAUUUGAAGAGAAAGUAUCUUUGCAAGACCGAAGCUGAAUUGAAAGAGGCUUGGCAACCUGGAGAUCUUGGUUAUGCAACAAGAGUUCCCGGUGACAUGCUGAUUGUCACAAUUGUGUUCUGUUACUCUGUUAUUGCUCCUGUGAUAAUCCCAUUUGGUGUUCUAUAUUUUGGCCUAGGAUGGCUUGUUCUGCGAAAUCAGGCACUCAAAGUCUACGUACCAUCAUAUGAAAGCUAUGGAAGAAUGUGGCCUCACAUACACAAACGUGUACUAGCUUCUCUGAUAUUGUAUCAAAUUACCAUGUUUGGAUACUUUGGGGCGCAGAAAUUCUACUAUACACCACUUGUGCUUCCUCUUCCCUUUUUGUCACUGAUCUUUGGUUUUAUCUGCGGAAAGAAAUUCUACCCUGCCUUCGAACAUCCUGCACUUGAGGUUGCAGCUAAUCCACUUAAGGAACCUCCCAACAUGGAGUUGAUUUUCAGAUCUUUCAUUCCACCUAGCUUGAGUUCUGAGAAGAUAGAAGAUGAGCGGUUUGAAGAUGCUUUGUCUUCAGUUUCGAGAACAACGCCUGUUUGAUGUAAUUAUCUGAAUUUCAACUGCUUUUUACGUGUUAGUUGUAGUCUUGUAGGGAUACCUUCAGAUAUUCAUUGUUCAUAAUACGUCUUAGGAACCACGAUGUUGAGUGUUAACUGUUGUGAAUGUGAUUGUGUAAGAAAUUGUUGGAUGGACUCGUAAUGUUUCCGUGUAAUGUUAUGAUGUGUUUGUUCAACUUGUAUUACUUGCGGAUAAGUGUUAUGGUGUUCGGUAUGCAAUUCAUGAUUUUCGUUACCGAGUGUGAA